Tarenaya hassleriana is the source of this 957-nucleotide messenger RNA. RefSeq names its product CRIB domain-containing protein RIC4. The transcript is spliced from 3 exons. The coding region runs from base 319 to 732 and encodes 137 amino acids. Lineage: Eukaryota; Viridiplantae; Streptophyta; Magnoliopsida; Brassicales; Cleomaceae. The record is from RefSeq and is a predicted model, not a curated record.
UAUUAUUCCAAGUACUCCACCAACCUGCGGUUGAGACCGUAAAGUGCCAUUUUCUUCUCUACCGAAAACCACAAAAUCUUAAGCACACGUAAACAUCAUUGUAACUUCGCAGCAAAGGCAGCAUCGAAAGAAACACAACACUUGAGUGGUAAAUGAUUAAAACUAAUCACGACCCAUUAAACCCUUUUGGUUGUCCUGUCUCUUUCUCUCUUCUUACACACACACACACACAUACAUACAUGUGUAUGUGCUUAUAUAUAUAGGAUUCGAGGGUGUAGCUUCAAACCCUAGCUAGAGUUUGAUUUGGUGAGAGGAACAAUGAGAGAUCGAGUGGAAAGAUUUGUUGUGCUUCCGUUCUCUGUUGGGUGCGUUUCUGAAUCAAGCGUUGCAGUCGCUGCACUCUGCGACUCCCAUAAAAGAUCAUCCAAGUCCCAUUCCGUCACUUCUCCUCCUCAAGAGGAGGAAGAGAACAUGAAGAACGUAUUCAAGUACCUAUCGGUUUCGAAACCCGAAAUCUCGACGGGCAUUCAUCGUCUUUUCAAGAGCUUCAAGACCGUUUCUCAGCUCUUCGCGUACAAGGAGGAGGAGGAGAUGGUGGAGGAGUUGGGGAUGGAGAUCGGGAUGCCGACAAACGUGAAACACGUGACGCAUAUCGGUUGGGAGAACACAUUGACACUUGGUCCCGACGGCAGAAACUGGGAAGAUCUCAUCUCCCCCGAGUUUAUGCCCUAAUCCUACUACGUAAAUAUUAUACGCCUGAAUCUAUAUAUAUAUAUGUAUCCAUUCAUACUUAUCCACGCGAAUGUAUGUAUGUAUAGAUUGCUAUUGGGAUAAAAUGGUCUAUAUUCUGGUCAUGUUGGAUUCAUGAGGAUUGUUUUAAAUCCUUGUACGUAGUCCAUUAAUUAAUGUGUUAUUAUUUGUUUGAAUCAUGCAUCUCAUUGAGCGGUUUCUUCUUGA